CUGCAACUCGUAGGGUACAAUAACUGUCUAAGUCCCUGUGUGCUUUUUACCCAUUCCCACACCGCUCUUUCCUAGACCAUGUAGCAACACAUUGAGGGCAGCUGAGCACAAGUCUCCUUCCAACUAAAUAUCCGCGAAGAAGGUCAAAUUUGGAUCAACUCAAAACAAAAUACAAAACACCUUUGACAAGAGUCAAAUCUCGAGCGAGCGGUUUCGCCUUUUAUUACUACGUACCGUACCGCUACCGGUACCGGCACCGCAAAAGAAGAAGGAUUGAAGAAGAAAAAAAAAAAAGAAGAGAGAGAAAGGGAGAGAGAGAAAGUGGCCAGGAAGAGGAAAAGAAAGGAAAGAAGGAAGAAAAAAAAAAAAACGCCCAACCCACGUUGCCCUUACAAAGGCUGAACUACCGUACACUCGCUGCGAGAAAGAGAAAAAGCCCUUCCCCACUUUUCUCACCCCUUCAUCAAUUGGUUUUUCAAAAAAAAAAAACUCUUCCCAAACAUCUCCUACCAUCAUUUAUACAUCUUCCCUCUACUCCCCCUCGUCAAUCCAUCUCAUGGCCGCCGCCGUAAAAGCAUCCCCCCCUCAUUCCUCUGCAUCCUCUGCAUCUUCAGCCUCUUCGCCAGAGCCGACGAUGAUGGCUCAGCAGGCCCAGUUUCCGACUCCCAGGCGGAAGGGUGGUAGAAAGCCGGUCUACGCAACCCAGGAAGAAAGGAAGAUGAGGAAUAGAGCUGCUCAGGCUGCUUUCCGCGAGAGACGAACCGAAUAUAUUAAGCAUCUGGAGGCAACUAUUAAACAUCAAGAGGAAAGCUUGUCUAGUUUGCAGCAAUCAUCACGGAAUGCCGCGGAUGAGGUGCUUAUGCUUCGUUACAAGAAUUCCUUGUUGGAAAGGAUACUGUUGGAGAAGGGGAUAAAUGUCGCUGCCGAGUUGAAGGCCUUUGCCCAAUAUGACGACAGACCACAACCAGCCGCACCUCAGCCGAUCCCGCGACCCAUACCCUCUCAAGCUCAACAGCAACAGGCGACCCUCCAACAACAACAGCAUAUGCAUAGACCAAUGAUGGCACAACCCCAACAGCAGCAAAAACGACCAUCUGUUAACCCUCCGCCCGAGUCGCUAUUCAUCAAGACUAGUCCUAUAAUGCCGCCAAACUCGCGCAAUAAUUCGCCGUCGAUUGCUAUCCCUACACCCCCGGAUGCGUCCGCGUACCAGAUCCCGCAGAGUGUAGUCACGACACCUACGGCUCCUUCGGAAUUUCAACACCCAGGGAUUCCAAUGCAGAAUUUUUAUCCCUCGCCUUACCAGGCACAUAUGGAAGAGCUCGGCAAGCUACCCCGCAGCAGGAAUAUGACGCCGAAUUACUCGAGAGCACAGAAGACGACACUCAAAGCGGACUCGAAAAUCAAUCUGCAACGGCAGACGGGGUUGGCGGUGAAAUGA
Tuber melanosporum (Perigord truffle) is the source of this 1441-nucleotide messenger RNA. RefSeq lists its product as uncharacterized. Bases 557 to 1441 code for a protein of 294 amino acids. The record is from RefSeq and is a predicted model, not a curated record. Gene Ontology annotation, cellular component: RNA polymerase II transcription regulator complex. The transcript has 5 exons. Gene Ontology annotation, molecular function: DNA-binding transcription activator activity, RNA polymerase II-specific; transcription cis-regulatory region binding. NCBI's taxonomy places the organism in Eukaryota, Fungi, Ascomycota, Pezizomycetes, Pezizales, Tuberaceae.